GCGUCACUUGGGUUUUCCAGUCAGAUUUACUCCCCUCAGUGUGCGGAGAAGAGAGCGAGAUAACUGUUUGCACAGCAGCCAGACUCUGAUUAAGGAACUAAGGACUUCGGACUUCUAAGACGCAUUUAUUUUUCAUCAAGCUGUAGUGCAGACUGAUAAAGGAAGCCUCGACACGGGAAUCUGGGGAAACGCAUAGACCAGUUGUGCAGUAAACAUCUCGCUAGCGGUCGGGAAGUGCGACGGUCCUCUAUUCAACCUCUUCCGAAAACAACUGGUUUUAUUUUGUUUGUGAACUUUAGCUCAGAUUAGUAUCAUUCUCGGUUACUCUAGCUCGUUUAUUUUGCUCUUUUUAAGUACCAUUUUACACCUGGAGAAAUGUCCAGCCUGCUUUCCGUCGAACCCGAGAAGGGCAGACCGGAAGUGGCGUUACCUGGGCAACAGGCGCUGCACGAGCGUCCUCAGACCGUCUACGUCAUAUUAGACUCCUCAGCCAAAUCUGUCAAUCUCAUCAGUGUUGAACCCCUUCUUCCUGAGUCUGGGAUUGUGGCAGAUAUUGAGGUAGAAGGCGUUUUCUCCACCGAUUCGGACACUUUCUACGAGCUGAAGAGUCAACCCAUCACCCCAUGUGGCUCUGUGACCUCUGCUGACCCCGUGACCCCAGCCGGCUCCGUCAUGACGUCACGUGUGUUGAUGAGGCAGGAGCUGAUGAGACAGCAGGCUCAGGACCAGGAGAGACGGGAGGCCCAAAAACAGGCCUCCAGCGCUCAGCAGCGGCCCACUGAUGCCACCCCUGCCAUCUCUGUCGCAUCCGCCCUGCCGGCCACCCCGACCCAGGUGCCCGUGGAAGUGCUGAAGGUCCAAACGCACUUGGAAAACCCGACAAAGUACCACAUCCAGCAAGCUCAGAGGCAGCAAGUGAAGCAAUACCUCUCUCACACCCUUGGCAAUAAAAUAGCCAAUCAGACUCUGGCGACAUUGCCCUCGCCCCAGCCUGCCUCAGCCCCUGAGUUGGCUCCUGCCGCCAGUAGCACUCCCAGCAGCCCGCUGGCUGUGCUCAGCCUGGGAUCAAACAAAGAAGAGAUCGAAGACGUCAUCGAUGACAUCAUCAGCCUGGAAUCGAGUUUAAACGAUGAAUUUAUGACACUGAUCGACUCGGGUUUGCAACUUCCCAACACGCUGCCGGUCUCAGGAAACCUCCUGGAUGUGUACAGCAGUCAGGGCAUGGCGGCGCCCAGCUUCACCGUCAGCAGCUCCUGCCCUGCAGACCUGCAAAACGGCAAGAGAGAGUUGACCGAUUCCGAGGCAAAAGCUAUUAUGAAGGAGAGACAGAAAAAAGACAAUCAUAACUUGAUUGAGAGGAGAAGAAGGUUCAACAUUAACGACCGCAUUAAGGAACUUGGAGCUCUCAUUCCAAAGUCCUCUGACCCCGAGAUGCGCUUGAACAAGGGCACCAUCCUAAAGGUGUCAGUCGACUACAUCCGUAAGCUACAGAAGGAGCAGCAGAGGGCCAAAGAGAUGGAGACGAGACAGAGGAAACUUGAACACGCCAACCACAGCCUGCUGCUGCGCAUUCAGGAACUGGAAAUGCAAGCUCGUCUCCACGGCAUCUCAUCAUCUCAGAUCUCUGACUCCACGCUGACCCAGACUCAGACUUUAACUCUGGAUCACAACCCCAGCAACGACCUCUCCAAGACCCUUCUGUCCCUCAACCAGACCACGCCCUCUUCGUUCUUAUCUCCGCCUUCUUCCGCCUCCUCAGUGGGCGGGACGGUCACCAGCCCUCUGGACCUCGGGAUACUCAGCUUCGCCGAGCUGGACGACCCCGCGGCCUCCAUGUUUAAUCCAGCCCUAAUGGCGGAUAUGGGGUUAGGGGAUAUUUUGAUGGAUGACAGCGGCGCUCUGUCGCCCGUAGGGGGCGCCGAUCCCCUGCUUUCCUCGGUUUCCCCGGGAGCGUCCAAAACGAGCAGUCGUAGAAGUAGCUUCAGCAUGGAAGAAGACUUGUGACGUCUUCAAAUCGGACGCUAGUUUUGCUUUACGUUGCAAAUCCUGCUUGCGCGCUCCAUCGUCGGCCAGUAGAGGGCAGUGUAAUCCUAAGGUAUUUAGUAAUCGCCGUACUGUAGAAGUCUGAGAUCCUCAAUACGUUUUUUUCUAGAGGUGACACAAGUAUAGAAAGACUUCAUGAGCAGACGCUGACAUUUAGAGCCUCAUUUGUUAUCUGGACCUCUGAUAAAUAUAUAGAAGAAUAUAUGUACAUAGAGUAGAUUUAGUGCUAAACAUCUAUUUUGUGUUUUUAAUAUGCAGUUGUAUGAAAAGUAGCACUAUAAUAUUAACUUGUGAACACUCACCACAUGAAUUUAUGAGACAUGUUGGGGGAAAAAAAAACAUGCCUGAAUAGCAAAACAUAUGAUUAUUUUUUAGUUUCAGACCUCACUCAUGUAGUGGGCUCCAAAAGUAUGAGACUUCAAACCUGGAAAUAUGCAGGAUUUAAAUGAAUAAUGAAUAAAUGAAUCAUAAAAAAAAUAUUUUAGAUUCUGCACUUAAAAAGA
Sinocyclocheilus rhinocerous is the source of this 2546-nucleotide messenger RNA. Its product is annotated as transcription factor E3-like. Gene Ontology annotation, cellular component: nucleus. The transcript has 10 exons. Gene Ontology annotation, biological process: regulation of transcription by RNA polymerase II. The coding region runs from base 376 to 2004 and encodes 542 amino acids. The record is from RefSeq and is a predicted model, not a curated record. Lineage: Eukaryota; Metazoa; Chordata; Actinopteri; Cypriniformes; Cyprinidae. Gene Ontology annotation, molecular function: DNA-binding transcription factor activity, RNA polymerase II-specific; RNA polymerase II cis-regulatory region sequence-specific DNA binding; protein dimerization activity.